CCCCGACCUGUCGUCUUCCGAAUCAUCUUUUCUUGGGGAAAAAGGGUGCGAAAAUUGCGGAAGAGUCAAUACGUGGGAAAUACAAUGGCUGUUGCUACCACCGCUGCAUCUUCGUCGGCGACGGAGGAGGAGCUGACGCUGACGGUAAAGUGGAGCGGCAAAGAGUACACCGUGCGAGUCUGCGGCGACGACUCGGUGGCCGAGUUGAAGCGCAGAAUCUGCGAACUCACUAACGUUCUGCCUAAGCGACAGAAGCUUCUCUACCCCAAAAUCGGAAACAAGCUCUCUGAUGACUCCGUCUUGCUCUCUUCUAUCCCUCUCAAGCCCUCUCUCAAGAUGACCAUGAUUGGUACCGUUGAGGAGGAUAUAAUUGUGGAUCCGGUGGAUUCUCCUGAGAUUGUUGAUGACUUUGAAAUUGGACAAGAUGAAGCUGUUGAUAUUAAAGAUAAAGAGGUCAAUAAGCAAAAAUUAAAGAGACGCAUAGAUCAAUACAAGAUUGAACUUAGAAGUCCAUGCCGCCCGGGAAAGAAGCUGCUUGUUUUAGAUAUUGACUAUACUUUAUUUGAUCACCGGUCCCCAGCCGAGAAUCCUCUUCAACUCAUGCGACCUUAUCUGCACGAGUUUCUUACAGCUGCUUAUGUAGAGUAUGAUAUCAUGAUAUGGUCAGCAACAAGCAUGAAAUGGGUUGAGUUGAAGAUGGGACAGCUUGGAGUACUUAACAACCCCAACUACAAAAUCACAGCACUUCUGGACCAUUUAGCAAUGAUCACAGUUCAGUCAGAUUCUCGUGGGAUCUUUGAUUGCAAACCACUUGGUUUAAUUUGGGCUCACUUUCCUGAGUUCUACAACUCAAGGAACACCAUAAUGUUUGAUGAUUUGAGAAGAAAUUUUGUGAUGAACCCACAGAAUGGUUUGGUUAUCAAACCUUUCCGGAAGGCUCAUGCUAACAGAGACACUGACCAAGAGCUUGUAAAGCUCACUCAAUACUUAUUAGCCAUUGCUGAACUUGAUGAUUUGAGCACCCUUGACCACAAUAACUGGCAGUCAUUCACUGAGGACAACACCAAAAGACGCCGCCAUGCAUGAGUUACAGUGGCCAUUAUCAUCCUUUUGGAGGGGGCACAAAUAUCACAUUGUAAAACAGUUAUCUGUCAUCCUGGCCAUGGCUCGAACCCUUGAUUUCGAUUUUUCCUUUGGCAUUGUAAACUGAUGCAGUAUUACAUUUAUGUAUAAAUAUUUUAUCAUGAAAAGCUGGAUAUGAGCUGUUUCAUAGUAGAUUUGUGGUGGAUUGAAGAUGUUAUUUCUAAAAAUGAAUUUUCCUUUUGAAC
Rubroshorea leprosula is the source of this 1328-nucleotide messenger RNA. The record is from the annotation of a GenBank genome assembly. Lineage: Eukaryota; Viridiplantae; Streptophyta; Magnoliopsida; Malvales; Dipterocarpaceae.